AUGCCGAAUUGUGACGCUUCUUUUUCAUAUUUAGGCAAUUUUAUUGAACAAAAUUCCAAGGUUAAUAUAUCAGGAUAUAGUAAUAUUUCAAUUAACUUUUCUCCUAUUCGAAAAGGCAAUCCAUAUUUUGAAGUUAAAGGAUACUCAGGCACAAAAACAUUUACAUUUGGCUUCCAGAUUAACAAUUACCAGAUUUUAUUAUUUCCUCUAGAUAAGCUAAAAUAUUAUAUCUACGAUGCUAUGUGGCAAUUUACUGGAGAAUCUCCUGAAAAGAUUGCUAAUAAUAAUUAUUGCCUUCCAUUAAAACAUUCAUUUCUUUGUAAUGAAACAAUAGGCAUUGGGCUCUGCAUCGAAAAUAAGACAUUCGUUGUUGUUCAUAAUGAUACAUACGAGGCAUUUCCUAUUAAUUUCCCUGACAAUAGUUUGAUUGUUCCAAUUGUAAGAGAAAUCCAAAUUAAUAAUGCUUGGGAUAUUAUUUCUUUCAACUUCGGAACAAAAUUUCUUUUCGAAUAUAAUUUCCCUGGUUUCAGUCCAUUCUGUUUAGCAGAGCAUCUCUGCAAAAUAUCAUGCAAAUUUUCACAACAAGAUUACUUUAAUAUUGCAUUUUUAGCUGUAAUAAUUUUUAUAUUUUAA
Messenger RNA from Trichomonas vaginalis G3, 633 nucleotides. RefSeq lists its product as uncharacterized. Lineage: Eukaryota; Parabasalia; Trichomonadida; Trichomonadidae. Bases 1 to 633 code for a protein of 210 amino acids. The transcript has a single exon. The record is from RefSeq and is a predicted model, not a curated record.